AUGGAUGAAGUAUCGAUAGAAAAUGUAAUACGACGUUGUGGCGAUUUUUCUACAUUUCAAUGGAUUCAUUUAUCCUUACUAUGUCUGCUCAAUUUGAGCAGUGGUAUGACUGGAUUUUACUAUGUUUUCGGUCUUGCUGAACCACUUUUUCGUUGUCGAUUACCAUCGGAUAUAUGGCCUGAUGAUAAUCAAUAUCUGUCAGCCAAUUCCACACAUCAAUAUUAUCUUGAUACACAGCUAACGUCUUCGUCCAAAUGUCAGUAUGCUAACGGAUCUCAAUGUAAUAAUUUUGUUUUUGAUCAAACUGUUUUUGGAAGAACAUUCACCGAAGAGGCAGGAUUUGUAUGUGGCAAUGCAAUAAAGAAAACAUGGAUUUCAACCGUCUACGAGAUAGGAACAUUUACGGUAUUGAUUACUGGACCAGCUUGUGAUCGAAUUGGACGACGAAAACUUCUAAUAGGUUUGAGUUUAGGACUUUAUGUAGUUACUGGUAUUACUCAAACGCUUCUUCAAUUUGUCAGCAUGGGUGUAAAUACUAAAUUUAUUCUUCUGAUUAUCAAUCAACUUGUAUCUGGUAUAGAUCCUUAUGGAAUUGUAUUUCUUCUUAUGAUGGAAUUAACAUCAUCUACACAUACAAGUUUCGCUGCCGGUGUAUCUUUGAUUGCAUAUACAUUAGGAGAAAUUUUAUUUACUGGUUUUGCUCGUUUAGCACGAAAUUGGCUUAAUCUAAAAUGGUUGAUGAGUGUAUAUUAUGCUGUUACUAUUCCUUAUCUUUAUUUUAUUCCAGAAUCGCCUUAUUGGUUAUUUAGUCGAAAGAAAUACGAUGAACUUGAAGUUUGUUUACGAAGAAUUGCGAAAACCAAUCGUCGUGAAGAAAGUGAAUGGUUACCAUAUUAUAAAGAAUUAGUUGAAGAAUCUCGCAUUGUUGAAAGAACUGAAACCAAGAUAAAGAAAAAGAAAAGAGCCAGAGUUUUACAAUUCUUACCUAGACUAUUGAUGUGUGGCAGUAUUGAAUUUGUUACUAUGUUACUAUAUACGAAAAUUUCUUAUGGACUUGGUGCGACGAGUGAUACUUUAAGUCCUUAUGUGAAUUUUAUUAUUGGAGCUGGUGUUGAAGGGCUUGGUUACUUAACGGCUGGUAUUGUAAUGACUACAAUGCUUGGAAGAAAAUUUUCAUUGAUCAUGUUUGUAUUAUUAACAGCGAGUGCAGUACUCGCAGUUCCAUUCUUAAUGGAAUCUUAUCCAGUUGUAUCUAUCAUUAUUUCGCAAGUAGGUAAAUUUGGAGUGAGUGCUGCUGUAUCAGUUUCAUGGCUAUAUGUUCCUGAACUUUUUCCUACGUAUAUGAGAGGUUUAGCCAAUGGUAUAUUUGUGUUUGUUGGUAGUUUUGGAUCAAUGAUAGCACCUAUUGUUGAUGCUGCAGUUGGUGAAAAGUAUCAGCAUAUUACACAUUAUGUCUAUUCUGGUCUAACAUUAGCAUUAGCUGCUGUAAUUACUACUUUGCCAGAGACACGUGAUCGAUCGUUUCAAGAUGGAGAAGAAGAAGAGGAAGAAGAUGUUGAUGCAGUUCAAACCGAAGCUGAUUCUGACAAUAAAAUUUAG
This is a messenger RNA of Adineta steineri, 1599 nucleotides long. The record is from the annotation of a GenBank genome assembly. Lineage: Eukaryota; Metazoa; Rotifera; Eurotatoria; Adinetida; Adinetidae.